Messenger RNA from Cucumis melo (muskmelon), 1746 nucleotides. RefSeq lists its product as uncharacterized. Bases 221 to 1450 code for a protein of 409 amino acids. The record is from RefSeq and is a predicted model, not a curated record. The transcript is spliced from 10 exons. Gene Ontology annotation, cellular component: U5 snRNP. Lineage: Eukaryota; Viridiplantae; Streptophyta; Magnoliopsida; Cucurbitales; Cucurbitaceae.
CAAAAUUUUCCUAUGAAUUCUGAAAAGGGAAAGAGGAAAAAAAAAAAAGAAAAAGAAAAACAGUAAUUUGAGACUGACAUUUCGGUGCGCAAAAUAUUUUGAAUGUUAAAUUUCCAAUUUCUCGCCUUUUGCAUCGGCACAUAGAAAUACAAGAAUUUGUUAACUCACCGCGAACUACUUCUCUCAGUUGCUUUGCUGAUUCUGUUCGUUCGGUGAUUCUAUGGAGGACAAUCCUUCGCGCCCCAAUCUCAAGCGCCGUUUCUUUGAAGACGAAGAUGACGAUUCCCUCAAACCCACUGCCCAAAAGCGAGUUAGGUUUCCAAAGGGUAAGAAGUUGAAAUCUGGAGAUGCAUUUUUGGAUAAAGGGAAAGCUGAAGAAACCCCAGAUGAUUUAACAGACCCGCGACUUGCUGCCAAAGAGCGUGCAAAGCGACGGAAUCAAAUGACUGCUGACCUCUUUAGUGAAGAGAAUAGAGGCCUCGUAAAUGACAUAUCAGCAGCUGAAGUGACUUAUGAAGAAAAUGAGAACUUUGAUGCUGAUGGAAUUCAAUUGGAACCUUUCAAUUUAGACAAAGAGAGGGAAGAAGGUUAUUUUGAUGCUGCUGGUAAUUUUGUUGAAUAUGUUAAUGAUAAAGAAAUCAAGGAUGCAUGGCUUGAUAGUGUUGACAUUGAUCCAAAAUAUACUGGGAAAAGCUCUAUAGUAAUAAAUAACGAAGAUGAUGUCCAAGAGCUAUCUUCUGAAGAAGUUGGAAAAAUAAAGAGACGUAUUGCUGAUGUGCUUGAGCCAGGUGAAACGGUUCUUCAAGCUUUGAGAAGGUUGAAAGGAAAUUCCAAAGACAGGAAGGAGAAGAUGUCAGCUGAGAUAAAGCAUAUAUUUGACAAGUUAACAGAAGAUGCUAUGAAACUUAUGGAUAAUGGUGAAUACAAUGUUUAUCAUGAAAAACAAGAGGUUUUUGAGCGUGAGGCAGAAGGAUAUGAGACAUUAGCUCGGGCUAAGGAAGGAUCAUCCUUGAGCUUGCAUCAUGGAAAUUCUGACGCCAACAAGGGAAAUGGUUUGUUGUCUGAUGUUCAAAAUCCUGGUGUGGGCUCAUUAUUCACCAAUCAACCCGAAGUUGAAAUCACUAGCAGUGGAACUGAUACAUAUGAUAUGUUUGCUGACGAAGACGAGCAUGCAGAUCCAUCUUCUAAUGAAAAUUUAGUUGCUGAUGCCAAUGGAGUCGAUCAACAAUUUCCCAGUAACCUUAACCCUAAUUCUGAGAGUGAAGCUUCACAGAAUGACUAUGUUUAUGAUGAAUCCUCAGGGUAUUAUUACAGUAGCAGUUUGGGGUAUUAUUAUGAUCCAUCUACGGGACUCUUUUGUUCUGCUACGUCUGGACGAUGGUACUCUUAUAAUGAGGAGACUGGCGCAUAUGAUGAACUCCAUGAAGCUUCUGCCCCUAAUGCCAAUUGAGAAAUGAUGAAGAUCUGAUGGAGGGAACUGUACAGAAUACUGAACUGAACAACAAAUUGGAAGAUGUGGUAAUGGGUAAGGUUACAGUUGUCUUUGUACUUUUCACUUUUUUUUUCUUGGAAUAUCAUUGUAAGUUAUGUUCUACAAUUGCUGUUUGAUUUUGUUAUUACUUCACUGAAUUCUAUCAAUGGAGUCACUUAGCAUGGGAAGGUGGCCAAAUGCAACUUUCUUUAGGCUGGAUUUUGUAUUUUAAAGACUUAGUUCUAUCUCUAUAAAACAGGGCAAUUACUUGUUUC